This is a messenger RNA of Rubroshorea leprosula, 1206 nucleotides long. The record is from the annotation of a GenBank genome assembly. NCBI's taxonomy places the organism in Eukaryota, Viridiplantae, Streptophyta, Magnoliopsida, Malvales, Dipterocarpaceae.
UGUCGAUAUGUUAAAUAGAAAGCUAAAAAAUUAAUCGCAUAUGUCAAUCUCCAUUGAUAAAACAUAUAUCUCAGCGAGUAUUUGCAGGGUUUAGAGAAAAGGCAAUUAAAUGAGAUCCUCAAGGCUGCUUCUCAUCUUGUUUUCCACCUUUUUUCACACAUACCUCGUCAAUUUAAGCUUUGCUGCUGAUUCCUUUUUCCAGUCUCGUUGUCUUCCCAAUGGCAACUUUGCUGAUGGCAGUACUUACCAGAACAACCUCAACUAUCUCUUCUCCCAGGUCUCGUCUCAGGGUAUCAAUCGUGCGUUCUAUAGUCAGAUAAAUAGUGGGAGCCCCGACCAGAUCAGCAUAACCGGAUUCUGCAGGGGAGACCAACAGCAGGAUGCAUGCCGUAUUUGUCUCAACGACAUCAUCUCGAAGAUUCAGCAGAACUGCUCCAACUACAAAGAGGCAAUUGGGUGGUCGGAUUUCUAUAUGUUACACUACGCAAACCGAUUAAUCUCCAGAGAGGUUGCCGAAGUCAACCCCUUCAUAAUACGACCUACUGGUACAACAAGUGAUGAUCAGUUCAAUCAGGCGGUAAGGUCGCUGUUGUCUACGUUAACAAGCCAAGUGGCAACCGGCACUGGAAUUUCUCUUCAAAAUUAUGCAUCGGGUGACACCGGUUUGGGAAUUUACGCACUUGUGCAGUGCACUCCCUAUCUGCCGUCGGAAGAAUGUAGCAGUUGUCUCGAGACAGCCAUAGGGAAGAUGCCUGGAACUACAGGCUGCAAAGGAAUGACCGGAUGCAGAGUUCUGCUACCAAGCUGUAACUUGAGAUAUGAGACUUACGGCUCUCCGUAUUCACCCCCUCCUCCGAAUGAUAAUCCUCACCCACCAUCGUCUCUGUCUUCACCCCCUCCUCCGAAGGGUAAUCCUCACCCACCACCGUCUCCGUCUUCACCUCCUCCUGCUCCUCCUCCACCGAAAGACGAUGUUCCUCAGCCAUCACCGUGGCCGUCUUCACCUCCUCCAGGGAAAUAUGUUCCUCGGUCGUCGCCGUCGUUUCCUCCUCUAUUGAAAGGUAAAGUAGGCCGGUGUUCUUAGCCUCCGCCAUUACCUUUUGCAGUCUUCUUCUACUAGCAAUUUUGCUUAUUUAACUUUAACAAUUGCAUAUUUGCAGUCAAUUUCAUAUUUAUCAAUUUACAUAAGAAAUCUUUUAACUAAAA